Molecule: messenger RNA, 548 nt
Organism: Fulmarus glacialis (Northern fulmar)
Lineage: Eukaryota; Metazoa; Chordata; Aves; Procellariiformes; Procellariidae
Product: lysophosphatidylcholine acyltransferase 2-like
Exons: 3
Biological process (GO): calcium-mediated signaling
Molecular function (GO): kinase binding; calcium ion binding
Source: RefSeq, a predicted model, not a curated record
AAUGGAGAUGGCACCAUCGACUUCAGAGAAUAUGUAAUUGGUUUGUCUAUUCUUUGUAACCCAGCCAACACAGAAGAGACUAUUCGGAUGGCAUUUAAGCUCUUUGACAUGGAUGAGGAUGGCACUAUAACGGAAGAUGAGUUUGCUGCUAUUGUUCAGUCAGCUCUGGGGGUGCCUGAGCUUGAUGUUUCUGUUCUCUUUAAAGAAAUAGAUGCAGAUGAAACCGGGAAGCUGUCCUAUGAUGAGUUCAAGGACUUUGCACUCAAGCAUCCAGAAUAUGCCAAGUUGUUUACUACAUACCUAGAGCUACAGAGAUACCAGUCAGAUAUGUUGGAGGAGGAUGACAUUGAGUCACCUGAAGUCAAACACAGUCCAGUUAGAAACAGUACAAUCCCAGUCUCAGAAACAACACCAAUUGCAAGAAAUAAAGUCUGUCCUGAAGGCAAUGAAGAGGAUAACUCAAGUACCUCUGACAAAAAGGAUGACUGAGAAUAGUUAAAGAAUUCAGCUCUUGAAUUCUACAGGAUCUUUUUCCCUAGCUAUUCAUA